Molecule: messenger RNA, 3842 nt
Organism: Papilio polytes (common Mormon)
Lineage: Eukaryota; Metazoa; Arthropoda; Insecta; Lepidoptera; Papilionidae
Gene: dia
Product: protein diaphanous
Exons: 26
Coding region: 107-3403 (1098 amino acids)
Biological process (GO): actin cytoskeleton organization; actin filament polymerization
Cellular component (GO): cytoplasm; actin filament
Molecular function (GO): small GTPase binding; microtubule binding; actin binding
Source: RefSeq, a predicted model, not a curated record
UGUUUCUAUCACUAGGAUAUAUUAAAUUUAUUUAAAAUGUGAUGUGAAGUGAUUAAAGUGUUUGUGUAAGUUAUGUGUGUAUGAAGUGUCUUUAUUGUAAGGAGUAAUGCCUAAUCGCCAUUUAGACAAUAUACCCGAAGGCGAGGCUAGCAAGUAUUACAGCUUGCCUCGGCUUAAACGCAAGGAAACAUGGAGGAAAAAAGGGCUGGACACAUGGUUCGGGCGGCCGAAAAAGACGGGCGGUGGGAUCGAAAGAGGGUACGAGACGGUGCCGCGGGGGGCGGAGCCGCGCGCCGAAGAAGAUGAGCCCUCUGCCGCGGCCGAGUAUACCAACAAGAUCGAUGCUCUCGACGACAACCAGCUGCAGCGACGGUUCGAAGAAAUGCUGACGGAUAUGAACAUUAGUGAAGAAAAGAAGGAACCGCUAAGAAAAUAUUCGAGGGAUCAAAAGAAGAAAAUGUUAGUUGCCUACAAAUUUGUUAAUGCACAGGAAGGUCGUUCUAAGUUCGAGAAGCCAUCAGACUAUGUAUCCUAUUUGAAUCAACCAGAGCUGUCAGUGGGCAAGCUUCACGGAUGCUUAGAGAAUUUGAGGAUAGCGCUCACCAACAACCCGUUGUCAUGGAUACAGGAGUUCGGCACUAAAGGCAUCGAGAGUCUACUCACCACGUUAAAUAUCUGUUAUACAAAUGAUGCUCGUUACGACCGCGUGCAGUACGAAUGUAUCAGAUGUUUGUCGGCCAUACUCAAUAAUACGGUCGGUAUCCGCACCGUGUUUGAAUGCCGGGAGGCGCUGCCCGUGCUCGCGCGCAGUUUGGACGCGCGCAAGCCGCACUGCGCACUGGAAGCGGCAAAGGUGCUGGCAGCUAUCUGCCUUAUCCCCAAUGGUCAUGAGAAGGUGCUGGAAGCGAUCACGAUGGCGGGCGAGUCGAGCCGGCGGCCGCGCUUGCUGCCCAUCGUAGAGUGCUUGGAUAAUAAAUCUCCAGAGAGUUUAAAGAAUGGUUGUAUGCAACUGAUGAAUGCCAUAAUCACAGAACCCGAAGAGUUGGAGUUCAGAAUGCACUUACGGAGCGAGUUUAUGAGAACUGGACUCUAUGAUCUUAUUGACGAAUUACGUGCGGCUGCGGAGGGCGCCCGACAGAUUCAGAUGAAUGUGUUCGACACACACGCUUCCGCGGACCAGGACGAGUUCCUUGCCAAGUUUGAUGACGUCAGGGUUGAUUUCAAUGACGCCAAUGAAUGUUACGAGCUGGUGAAGAACCUGGUGAUGGACACGCCGGCGGAGCCAUACCUGCUCUCCAUACUGCAGCAUCUGCUGUUUAUACGAGAUGAUGAGUUAAUAAGGCCGGCGUAUUACAAGUUAAUAGAGGAAUGUGUGACGCAGAUAGUGCUACAUAAAAACGGCUACGACCCGGACUUCCGCGCCACGCAGCGGUUCAACAUUGACGUACAACCACUUAUUGAUGGACUGAUAGAGAAAUCUCGUGCGGAGGAAGAGCGUAAGAUAGAGGAGCUGAAAGGCAAGCUGGAGGCGGCGAUCGCGGCGCGGCAGGAGGCGGAGGCGCGCGCCGCGCACCUGGAGGAGCGCCUCAAGCAGGCCGCCGCCCCCACCGGGCCCGGCGGCGUCUCGCAGGGGAACAUCGCCGCCAUCGCCAAGGCAAUCGGAAGUCCCGGAGGACCGCCUCCACCACCUCCGCCUCCGAUGCCAGGAGGAUGCGGCCCGCCUCCACCUCCACCUCCGCCGAUGCCUAAAGGAGCUGGCGGUCCCCCGCCCCCGCCCCCACUGCCGGGUAUGGGCGGCCCUCCACCGCCUCCACCUCCGCCAGGCUUCGGGCCUCCGCCUCCGCCACCCAUGAUGGGUGGACCACCUCCACCUCCGCCCUUCGGAGGCCCAGCCGUGCCUAGGAUGCCACAACCAGACAUCCUGCCUCAUGGUUUAAAACCCAAGAAGAAGUGGGAAGUGGAAGGUCCCUUAAAGAGAGCUAACUGGAAAACAAUUAUACCACAGAAGAUGUCGGAGAAAGCCUUCUGGGUCAAGGUGCAAGAAGACAAACUGGCGUCUCCAGAUAUACUCACAGGUUUGGCGCAGAAGUUCUCAAGUAAACCUGUCGCUAAGAAGAAUGAAGAUGCUGUCGAUAAAGUGCACACGCUGAAGAAGGUGAAGGACCUGAAGGUGCUGGACAGCAAGGCGGCGCAGAACCUGUCCAUCCUGCUGAGCGGCAGCCUGAAGCACAUGUCGUACGACCACAUCCGCGCCUGCGUGCUGCGCUGCGACACCACCGUGCUCACCGCUGAUGUACUCGAUCUAUUAAUACAGCACAUACCUCCAGCGGAUCAGCUAAAGAAGCUGUCAGAGUUGAAAUGCAAGAGCGAGGAGCUGACGGCGGCGGAGCAGUUCGCGGCGACGGUGGCCGACGUGAAGCGCCUCGUGCCGCGCCUGCGCAGCCUCGCCUUCAGGGAACACUACGCUGAGAUUAUCUCUGAAGUUAAACCGGAUAUAGUAUCGGGUACAGCGGCGUGCGAAGAAGUCAAAUCAAGCGGGAAAUUCGCCAAGAUAUUAGAGCUCCUAUUGCUACUUGGAAACUAUAUGAAUACGGGCUCAAAUAACGCUGGUGCAUACGGUUUUGAAAUAAGCUUCCUUACUAAGUUGACUGCAACAAAAGAUCUGGAAAACAAACAUACACUUCUACAUUAUCUAGUCGAAACGAUAGAAAGCAAGUUCCCUGACGCUUUAACGUUUGCUGAAGAAAUGCCUCACAUAGACAGGGCGGCGAGGGUGUCUAUGGAAAAUCUUCAGAAAGCGCUGAAAAAGAUGGACAAUGACAUAAAAGCAUUGGAAAUGGAUCUGAACAACUCCCGCGUGCCGCAGAGUCCUGAUGACUUGUUUAAUGAGAGCAUGGGCUCGUUCGCGGUGGAGGCUCGCGAGCAGUGCGACCUGCUGCAUUCGAUGUUCCGCAAGAUGGAGGCGCUGUACGGCGAGCUGGCCGAGUACUACGUCUUCGACCCUCACAAGUAUACAUUAGAGGAGUUCUUCUCUGAUAUCAAGACCUUCAAAGAUUCCUUUGCGUCGGCGCAUCAAGAGAACGUAGUAGCGCGUGAGACGGAGGAGCGCGCGCGGCGAGCGCGGGAGGCGCGCGCGGCCGCGGAGCGCGAGCGCCGCGACAGGCAGCAUAGAUACAAGCAGUUUGUUGACAUGGAGCGCGCGCAGGACGGCGUCAUGGACAGUUUGAUGGAAGCGCUGCAGAGCGGCUCUGCGUUCAGCAGAGAGCGGCCGCGAAAGAAAGCCAACCCCAGAGUCGCAGGAGCUGAACGACGAGCCCAGCUGAGUAGGUCUCGGUCCCGCUCCGGUCUCACCGGCCCGCUCACCUCCAGAGAACUCACCAAUGAGCUGCUAAGCAACGCGUGAUGAUACAGUGAUAUUAGUACUGUAAUAUUGUAGUUUGUAAGCGCUUAUAAGAUAUAAUAUUGUAUAUUUAUAUCUUUAUAUGUCCUUGUCAUGUGAUAACUAUGAGGUUUUUGACCUAUGGUGCACUAAAAAAGUUAAACAUCUGUAAAAUUAUGAAUUUAAAAUUGAUAGAACAUAAAGAAAAUGUAAUUUAUAAAUUUUUAAAAUAAAUUAUCUAGUUUCGGAACUGUUUGUGUAGGCACUAUCAAUCUUAACCGGCAGGAGGUAGACUGAAAAAUUUGUGUCUACCCACUCAAUUGAUUUAACAAUCAUUUUUAUGUAAAACAUAUUGUUAUCCCAGUUUUUUCAAAGGAAACGAAAUGGACAAAAUGUUUUAAUACAAAUGGUCCGAUGGAAACCCACAUUAAGUUUUAAAUAAAGUAUAUAAACGUAAAGUAUG